This is a messenger RNA of Pseudoliparis swirei, 1028 nucleotides long. RefSeq names its product NADH:ubiquinone oxidoreductase complex assembly factor 4 (gene ndufaf4). Gene Ontology annotation, cellular component: mitochondrion. Lineage: Eukaryota; Metazoa; Chordata; Actinopteri; Perciformes; Liparidae. The transcript is spliced from 3 exons. The record is from RefSeq and is a predicted model, not a curated record. Gene Ontology annotation, biological process: mitochondrial respiratory chain complex I assembly. Bases 313 to 855 code for a protein of 180 amino acids.
ACGGCCUGUAUGUGACUUGUUUUCUCAAAAUUGUAAUUCAUCCAUAUCUUGAUUUUAUUAUCAUUCUUAACAUUUCUUUCAUUUGUAUUCUUCCUCUUUCUAAAAUGUGUUUCCAUAAUAAUAUUUUUUAAAGAAAGAAAAGACAAUCGAGCCAGUCUUUGUUUAGACAAUAAGGAUUUGAUCAAUUAUAUUCUUCCAAACAACAGGCGUCGCUGCUCAUUCCUGCGUUCGCCUUUCCACCGCGAGAUGAACCGUCUCGCUCGCCGUCGACAGUUUGACUAAACUUUAUUGGCAUCGACGAAUUUAGAUAACAUGUCAAACAUGGGGGCACGGGUCGUGCGUAUGUUCCGAAAUUUCAACCUGGAGAACCGCGUGCACCGAGAAAUCUCCAAGGAAAAGCCGCGAACGGCACCCCGACACGAGGUCCGGCUUCCGCCCUCCGUUGGCAGUUCUGAAGAUUUGGAGAAGGCAGUGACGCAGAAGAACGACCCUCUGCUGGCCCUCCUGAAGUCUGUGUAUGUGGAGUCGAAAGAUCCGGCAGCAGCAGAGGACUCAAAGGGCGUUGCAGCGUACGAGGAGUCGGAGCGGAGGCCGCUGACGUUCAGUUUACCGGGGGCACCUUACGGCCUGGGGGCGCUCACAGAUGUCCCGAAAGGCAAGCUGACCAUCGUGGAGGCCCUGAACGCCCUCGGCAGCCACCAGCAUCAGCCUCAGACGUGGACGACGGCGAAGAUCGCUCAGGAAUAUGCUCUGGAUUUGAAGGACACCAAAGCUUUUCUGGAGUUCUUCAUCCCCUUCCAGGUUGAGAUCAUUCCGCCCAAGACUGAAAAUGCCAAGCGGAUAAAGGCGUCGUAGGACUGGAUUGUGGGCGGACAAAAUACGAGCCGACUUAUUUAUGUGCGUCGCGAGAGCGACCGUCUGUAACUGCUUGAGUUUCUCACGCCUCAAGUUUGUACCCAAUGUAGAGUGAUCUAAUAUGUAGGUGGGAUACUGUAUGUCUAUGGGUGAUCAAUAAAUAAGUACCAAUA